AUGACUUCUGCUCCUGUUGCUCUACUUUCAGUCUAUGACAAAACUGGCUUGAUCGAACUUGCUAAAGAUUUACAUUCACGCAAUGUUCGUCUACUCGGAAGCGGUGGAACGGCCAAAGCAAUCCGUCAAGCAAACAUCCCAAUCGAAGACGUUUCAGAUGUCACAAAAGCACCUGAAAUGCUAGGAGGACGUGUGAAAACUCUGCAUCCCGCUGUUCAUGGCGGUAUUCUUGCUCAAACAGACAAAGAAUCUGACGUGAAAGAUCUACAAGAUCAACAAAUUGCCGCUAUCGAUAUCGUAGUUUGCAACCUAUACCCUUUCGAAGACACCAUUGCCAAGGAACCAUCACCUACCAUUGCUCAAGCAGUCGAAGAGGUUGAUAUUGGUGGAGUGACACUCUUGCGUGCUGCAGCAAAGAACCACAAGCGGGUUUGGGUCUUGACUGAUCCAAAGGAUUAUGCUAAGUUCGGCCAAACAUACGGAAAAGGUGGAGAACAAGAAGAAGCAUCAAAGAAGCUGUUCGCCUUGAAAGCCUUCGAACAUACAGCCCAUUACGAUGACGCAAUCAGCGACUAUUUCCGUAAGCAAUACGCUUCCGUUAACGCAAACACCGGUCUCACUCAACAAAUGACCUUGCGUUACGGUGCAAACCCUCACCAGAAACCCGCCCAAGCCUUUGUUACCGAAGGUGAACUACCCGUCAAGGUUUUGGGCGGCUCACCCGGUUAUAUCAACUUCUUGGACGGUUUGAACGCCUAUGCUCUCGUCAAAGAGUUGGCCGAAGCUACCGGAUUGCCUGCAGCUGCUUCAUUCAAACACGUUUCUCCUGCAGGAGCUGCAAUUGGUGUCCCACUCACAGACGUUGAAGCCCGUGCCUUCUUUGUCGAUGAUCUCGACCCGGCUCAAAUGACACCUUUGGCAACCGCAUAUGCUCGUGCUCGCGGUGCUGACCGUAUGUGCAGCUUCGGUGACUUUAUUGCAUUGAGUCACAAGUGUGAUUACCAAACCGCACGAAUCAUCGGUCGGGAAGUCAGUGAUGGUGUCAUUGCUCCCGAUUACGAACCCGAAGCAUUGGAAGUGUUGAAGAAGAAAAAGAAUGGCGGAUACUGCGUCUUGAAGAUGGACUCCGAUUACGUUCCUCCUUUGGUAGAAACACGUCAAGUGUACGGUAUCUCUUUACAACAAAGAAGAAACGAUUUAAAGAUCGAGCCAUCUUUGUUCCAAAACAUCAUUACCGAAAACAAGGAAGUGACCAAACAAGCAUCUUUGGAUAUGUUGGUUGCCACUUUGGCAUUGAAAUACACGCAAUCCAACAGUGUUUGUUAUGCUUUGAACGGUCAAGUGAUCGGUUUGGGAGCAGGUCAACAAAGUAGAAUCCACUGCACUCGUUUGGCAGGAAGCAAGGCAGACAACUGGUGGUUGAGGCAACACCCUCGCGUUCUUUCAUUGCCAUUCAAGAAGGGAACAAAGAGACCGGAGAAGUCCAAUGCCAUCGAUUUGUUCGUCGAAGGUACAUUGGAAGGUGCAGCUUUGAAGGAUACCCAAGAACGCAAAGAUUGGGAAGCUUCUUUCGAACAGGUUCCCGCACCUCUAUCGGCUGAAGAACGUGCCGAACAUCGUGCCGCUCUCAAGGGUGUUGUCUGCUCUAGUGAUGCUUUCUUCCCAUUCGGUGAUAACGUUGAAGAAGCUAACAGACAUGGUGUCACUUACCUUGUCGCUCCUGGAGGCAGUGUACGUGAUGAAGAUUGCUUGAAAGUUGCAAACAACCACAAAAUGGUCUUUGUUCGUACCACAAUGCGUUUGUUCCACCAUUAAAAAGAUGUAUUCACACAGUAAAUUUGCAUGUCAACGGUAUAUAUUGUUCAACUUAUUGGCAUGCGUGUAUAAUUGCAUAAGAAGAACGUGAAUUUUUUAUUAUUUAAGGGAGGGGGCCAUGAUUGCAGUAAUCGAAAUCGUUUGUGUAUAUGAUGUACAGGUCUCAAGUCGUAGGCAAUCGGGAAAUCUGAUUAAAAAACAAGAACA
Messenger RNA from Meira miltonrushii, 2022 nucleotides. Its product is annotated as AICARFT/IMPCHase bienzyme. The record is from RefSeq and is a predicted model, not a curated record. The transcript has a single exon. Gene Ontology annotation, cellular component: cytosol. Lineage: Eukaryota; Fungi; Basidiomycota; Exobasidiomycetes; Exobasidiales; Brachybasidiaceae. The coding region runs from base 1 to 1815 and encodes 604 amino acids. Gene Ontology annotation, molecular function: phosphoribosylaminoimidazolecarboxamide formyltransferase activity; IMP cyclohydrolase activity. Gene Ontology annotation, biological process: 'de novo' IMP biosynthetic process.